UUUAGGCAACUCCGGUUCACACAUUAGCAAGUGGAGUUAGUUACACUCAAGGGAUCAUAUGGGAGAUCAUCUUAACAUUUUCACUUCUCUUCACUGUCUACGCAACUAUGGUGGAUCCCAAGAAGGGAUCUCUUGAUGGGUUGGGUCCACUUCUCACAGGAUUUGUCGUCGGAGCCAACAUCCUUGCGGGCGGCGCCUUUUCUGGCGCUUCCAUGAACCCCGCCCGGUCUUUUGGUCCCGCUUUGGUCUCUGGAAACUGGACUGACCAUUGGGUAUAUUGGGUUGGACCGUUGAUUGGUGGUGGACUCGCCGGUUUCAUCUACGAGAAUGUCCUCAUCGACCGUCCACAUGUCCCAGUUGCUGACGACGAGCAACCAUUGAUGAAUAAUUAAAAUGUGUUUGGAUCUGUGCUAUG
Camelina sativa (false flax) is the source of this 415-nucleotide messenger RNA. The record is from RefSeq and is a predicted model, not a curated record. Lineage: Eukaryota; Viridiplantae; Streptophyta; Magnoliopsida; Brassicales; Brassicaceae.